Molecule: messenger RNA, 2343 nt
Organism: Dreissena polymorpha
Lineage: Eukaryota; Metazoa; Mollusca; Bivalvia; Myida; Dreissenidae
Exons: 2
Coding region: 1-2343 (780 amino acids)
Source: RefSeq, a predicted model, not a curated record
AUGAAUGUAAAACCCACCCAGAUGCAGAAUCAGGAGAAAAGGACAACCAGACGAAAAACGCCGAGACUGCAUCGCCGGAAACAGCCGUACUUCAUUCAUACAGGAGCGAAAUAUAGGAAACCCCCCACGCCCACAAAUCCCGCCACCCCCAAUUACCCAAGACCUUCAACCGGAAGUUCCUCACACAGACCCGAGAUAAAGUGCGCCUUUUGUGAUAGUGACCACAAAUCCCAUGAAUGUAAAACCCACCCAGAUGCAGAAUCCCGUCUGAAAAUAGUAAAAGAGAAACACUUGUGUUUUAACUGUUUAGGCACUCACCAAGUAGCUAAAUGCGGUUCAAGGAGACGAUGCCAAUUCUGCCAGCGAAAACACCAUACGGCAAUUUGCAAAUCAGGAGAAAAGGACAACCAGACGAAAAACGCCGAGACUGCAUCGCCGGAAACAGCCGUACUUCAUUCAUGCACGAGCCUUCCAGACAAGGAUGUAUUGUUAAAAACUGCCAUAGCAACCGUAUCGUCUGUGAAAGUACAGACUGAAGCAAACAUCUUAUUCGAUGAGGGUGCCCAGAAGUCGUUCAUUACGGAACAAUUGGCACAGGAACUUGAACUCCCUAUACAAGGCACAGAAACUAUAUACUCAUCGUCGUUCGGGAGCACUAGCAACAAAGCACAGCAAACAGAUGUGGCUAUAGUGAACGUUGUUACAGAUAGAGGCCAGAAGAUCCCGAUACGAGUAUUAAUAGUACCUACCAUUUCAACGCCCCUCAACCAGAGAUACCAACAAUCAGUGUCCGAUUUACCGUAUCUACAAGGUCUUAAACUCGCCCAUCCAGUUACAGGAAACUCCAUAUUUACAAUUUCGAUGCUGAUAGGUGCAGACUUUUACUGGGAUAUCGUUGAAGAUCACAUAGUACGUGGAAAUGGACCCACCGCUGUGAGAUCAAAGAUCGGCUACCUGUUAUCGGGACCUUUCCAAGCACAAAACAACCGAGCUACAGAUCACGUGUUCAAUGUAAUGGCGUCGCCUAUGACAACGGACGUAUUAGAACGUUUUUGGAAUCUGGAGAGUAUGGGAGUUACUCAGAGCGACGAGAAUAUAGACAAGACACGCUAUUUCAAGGAUUACCAGACUUCAUCCAUAGAAUACGAGAACGGACGGUACACUGCCAAAUUACCUUGGAAACUAGACCACUUGCCCCUCCCUAGUAACUACGACAUAGUGAAAGCAAGAACCGAGAGUACUCUGAGAAGACUACGUAGAGAGCCCCAUCUACUCCAGAAAUAUGACGAAAUCAUUGCUGAACAGGAACGACGUGGUUUUAUUGAGAGAAUUAAUAACGAUACCCCACCCACAGGACAACUCCACUACAUUCCCCACCACCCAGUGAAAAAGGAUUCAGCGACCACGCCCAUUCGGAUAGUAUAUGAUUGCAGCUGCCGCACAUCUACCCAGUUCCCAUGCUUGAAUGAUUGUUUAGAGUCGACCCCACCCAUGUUGAAUGACCUUACCACCAUACUAGUGAAAUUCCGUCUCCAUGGUUACGCCAUCACAACAGACAUUGAGAAAGCCUUCCUUCAUGUCGGAUUAAAUGAAGGAGACCGAGACGCUACCAGAUUUCUAUGGACAAGCGAUACUUCUAAUCCCAACAGCCCAUUACAAACUUACCGUUUCAAGUCCGUGUUAUUUGGUGCCACCUGCUCGCCAUUCAUGCUUAGUGCGACCAUUUUGAAACAUCUUGAAAUAAACAAGCACGUGCCCGCAGCCAAGGUCAUCGAGAAAGAUAUAUACGUGGACAAUAUACUUUCAAGCUUCGAGAAAGAGUCAGAUCUACUAACCUACUUCACAGAGUCGCGACGUUUCAUUGAGAAAUAUUUGGAGAAAAUCGAACAAUCUAAGGAGAACGAUUCAUUGACCGAUUUUCACGCUAUUCUCAAAGCUAUCGAAGCGAAAGUCACGAUUCUAGAGACACUGAAUGAGAAAAUACUAUCACAGACGGAGAUAGAUGGAUUGGAAGAAGAAAUUUUUCAAACAGACACGUAUUCAGCGGAACUGGAUAUCCAGCUGUGUCGCUUACGAGCUUUCCGAGAUCAACAGGAAAAGAGAGCAGCCCCGCAUACUACCGACCUACCACGAGAUGACCAGAGAAAUUCAUGUAAUCAGCAGAGCAACAACAAUGGUUUGAACCCGGACGCUUCUUCUUUCUUUUCCAACAGAACUGUGUUUCUCAAUGAUGACUUUGCAGUUGAAGAUAUGUUCCAGUGUGGUCUGCCCAGCUCUGAAUCUAGUCUACUCUUCUGCCAGCAGUUCCUCGGUCUUACUUUUCCAUCGGUUGAAGAUGAUUAG